Caenorhabditis auriculariae is the source of this 289-nucleotide messenger RNA. The record is from the annotation of a GenBank genome assembly. Lineage: Eukaryota; Metazoa; Nematoda; Chromadorea; Rhabditida; Rhabditidae.
AUGCACACAAAACUACGGUACAGUAAUUUUUUAGGCAAAAAAAACUAUUUGCCGCAAGAGCCGCCGAUUGAAACGAUAACCUUGUCCUAUUUAAACCAAUUAUCGUAUCGGAAACCAGUUAGCACCGAACUGAUAACGAUUCUCCGACUCAAUGGCAACAAGUCUCUGUUAUCUUUCUGGGAACUGAAUUCGCAUUCCAAACAAAGGUGAUAAGUCGUUUAUUUUCGAGAUUUGUGCAAGUGUGCAGUUUUUCAGGGAACACUUCGAACUGGUUCAAUGGAUUUUAUAG